Molecule: messenger RNA, 770 nt
Organism: Leopardus geoffroyi (Geoffroy's cat)
Lineage: Eukaryota; Metazoa; Chordata; Mammalia; Carnivora; Felidae
Gene: WFDC2
Product: WAP four-disulfide core domain 2
Exons: 4
Coding region: 202-609 (135 amino acids)
Biological process (GO): antibacterial humoral response; innate immune response
Cellular component (GO): extracellular region
Molecular function (GO): peptidase inhibitor activity
Source: RefSeq, a predicted model, not a curated record
GUUCCCACCGGGGCCAAGAGUGACAUCUGAUCCUGGGGGAUUGUGAAACGGAGUGAGGUGGCAGCCCGCCCGCGGUGGCCGCUGAGCCCUCUCCCCCCGCGCCGGCGUCGCCCCACCCCUGCCCCACUCCUCCCCGCGCGCGUCGUUAAAUCCCCGCAUCCGGGCGGCGGCUCACAACUGCACCCCGCCCGGCGCAGCACCAUGCCUGCCUGCCGCCUCGGCCUUCACGCCGUCCCCCUCCUCCUCGGCCUGCUGUUGCUGGGCCUCUCCCCUGUCCCAGGGCUCCUGGCCCCACUGACCGUCGGCCUCCCAGGCAGAGAAGCGGAGAAAACGGGCGUGUGCCCCCAGCUGCAGGCGGACCUGAGCUGUACGCAGGAGUGCCAAUCUGACGCCCAAUGCGCCGACAACCUCAAGUGCUGCCAGGCCGGCUGCGCCACCAUCUGCCACCUGCCCGACGAAAAGCAAGGUUCCUGCCCCCACGUGAACACUGACUUCCCCCAGCUCGGCCUCUGCCAGGACCAGUGCAAGGUGGACAGCCAGUGUCCUGGCCUGUUGAAGUGCUGCUACAAUGGUUGCGGGAAGAUGUCCUGCAUCACUCCCGUCUUCUGAGCUCUAGCCACCACCACCCGAGGAGUGGGGGAGUGGAAGUUUCUGCCCGGCCCUGCCUGGCUCCAGCCCAGCUGGGCUCCCCUCUUUCUGGCCUCUGCACUCCCUCCAGAGCCGAGCCCAGCUUCUGUCUUUUCCAAACAAUAAAGUGACCGUUUCCAGCA